Messenger RNA from Manis javanica (Malayan pangolin), 930 nucleotides. Lineage: Eukaryota; Metazoa; Chordata; Mammalia; Pholidota; Manidae. The record is from RefSeq and is a predicted model, not a curated record.
AUGACUAAUUCCACCAUGCUGGCUGAGUUUCUCCUCAGUGCUUUUGCUGAUGUUUGGGAGCUUAGGUUCCUACUUACCAUGUUAUUCCUACUGAUGUACUUGGACCUUGUAGGGAAUCUCCUCAUCGUCACUGCCACCACUCUGGACCAGAGCCUUCACACACUCAUGUACUUCUUCCUCAGGAACCUGUCCAUCUUAGACGUGUGCUACAUUUCUGUCACUGUUCCCAAAGCCUGUGUCAACUCCCUCACUGACAACAGGGCCAUUUCAAUGGCUGGCUGGGCAGCUCAGAUCUUCCUGCUCCUUUACUGCAUAUAUGUGGAGCUUCUGCUCCUCACCAUCAUGGCCCGUGACCACUAUGUGGCCAUCUGCCAGUCCCUCCGCUACCCAGUCAUCAUGAAGUACUAUUUCUGUGUCCGUAUGACACUGGUCUUCCUUCUCAGUGGUCUCACCUAUGCAGCUGUGCACACAGGGAACACAUUCCAGCUGUCCUUCUGUCAGUCCAACGUGGUCCACCUGUUCUUCUGUGACAUCCCCUCUCUGCUGAGGCUCUCCUGCUCCGACUCCUUCAGUAACAUCCUCUUAGUUCUUGUCCCAGCCAUGGGGAUUGGUGGUGGCUGCUUUGUGUACAUCACCAUGUCAUACGUCCGCAUAUUUUCUACUGUGCUUAAGUUUCCAACCAGGGAGAGAGGAAAGGCCUUUUCCACCUGUGUCCCUCACCUCCUGGUGGUGUCUGCCUUUCUCAGUUCUGGUGCCUAUGUGUACCUAUGGCCUUCAGUGACUUCUGAAACCUUCCAAGACAUGAUUCUUUCUGUGUUUUAUACCAUAGUUCCUUCAUUCUUGAAUCCUAUGAUCCACAGUCUUAGAAACAAACGGGUAAUGAAAGUUAUGAAGAAAGUUAUAUCAAAGUUUUAUUCAGGAAAAUUAUAA